Messenger RNA from Dentiscutata heterogama, 1011 nucleotides. Lineage: Eukaryota; Fungi; Glomeromycota; Glomeromycetes; Diversisporales; Gigasporaceae. The record is from the annotation of a GenBank genome assembly.
AUGCAGCAAUAUUCUUCUAUUAAUUUCAAUCAGUCUUUACUUACUUCGAAACCGAUUGAAAAGACAAUAAACGAAAAUUUUGAUGCAAAAUAUGAAGUAAUACAAAGAACCAAUAGUCCUACUCCUUUACGUAGUUUAAAUCGAAUUCCACAAAAGAUCGAAAUUCAGCAUACAAAACCAAGCCAUACAAUAACUCUCGGUGACAAUUCUGCACUUUCCUUAGUAUGUAGUUAUAAAUAUUUAUUUAGCGGCUCUCAAGAUCCUUACAUUCGAGUAUGGGACUUAUCUACCUUCCAGCAGAUAAAGACUUUGAGAGGGCACACAGGCGGUGUAUUGUGCUUGAAUCUAUCAGGAGAUUAUACCAUGUUAUUUAGUUCCUCCGGUGACGGAACAGUUCGGGUUUGGGAUACAGAAACGCUGAAUUGCCUUUAUGUGAUACAAUCAAGUCAUGAUGUAGGAGAUCUGUUUUCGGUAGUUUAUUCCGAUUCUUUGGAAACUUUAUAUAUUGGGUGUCAAAAUACCAGUAUACAACAAUUUGAUCUGUCUAAUAAGGAAAAAUACAGAACUUUACAUUCGUUAAAUACAUGUAAAUGUUCCAAAUUCUUUGGUGCUUUGCCGGUUAAAUGUUCAAGUGAAAACAAAUGCUCAAGUGGAAACAAAUGUUCAAGUGAAAACGAAGAAGCUGAGACCACUACUGUUUAUACUGAAAUUAGUUAUAUUCCCAAGCAUGAAGAUGAUGUUAAUGAUAAUGAUAUUCCAAGAUACGAAAUUGAUGAAACAAUGGUGCAUUGGAAUAGUCAUAACGGAUAUGUGUAUGCUUUAUUAUUAGGAAAAAAUAAGGAUGGUGAAGUUUUGGUUAGUGGAUCUGGUGAUGGUGAUGUGAAGAUUUGGUCUAUUGAGAAGAAUUCAACGAACCUCUUACAAAUCCUAAAAGGCACAGAUGCUGGCGUUCUAACUCUUGCGUUGCAUGAAGAUUUAUUAUUCUGUGGUACUCAAGGCGGAGAUAUUAAG